Molecule: messenger RNA, 3011 nt
Organism: Patiria miniata (bat star)
Lineage: Eukaryota; Metazoa; Echinodermata; Asteroidea; Valvatida; Asterinidae
Product: annexin A6-like
Exons: 23
Coding region: 103-1992 (629 amino acids)
Cellular component (GO): cytoplasm
Molecular function (GO): calcium-dependent phospholipid binding; calcium ion binding
Source: RefSeq, a predicted model, not a curated record
CUUGCCCCCCCCCCCAUAGUAACGCCACGUUUUCUCACAAGGACUGACCAUUGUCGGUAACAGACCAACGCCCAGGUUUCUUCACGAUUAGACCAGCUGUGAAUGGAUCUUCUCUCAGAAAUGGCUACUGUCACGGCCGCCGCCAAUUUCGACACUGACAGUGACUGUCAGAUACUGAGAAAAGCCAUGAAAGGACUUGGAACUGAUGAGAAGGCUAUUGUUGAUAUCCUGGCGAAUCGAUCCAACGCACAACGUCAGGAGCUGAAAGUGAAAUUCAAGGCUUCAUUCGGCAGGGACUUGGUGAAAGAUCUCAAGAGUGAGUUGGGAGGGAACUUCGAGGACACCGUCCUAGCAAUGAUGGACCUGCCUGCGGUCUUCGAUGCAAGGUGCCUCAAGAAAGCUAUGAAGGGCAUUGGAACUGAUGAGUCUGUGUUGAUUGAGAUCAUGUGCACCAGAAGCAAGGCGCAACUUGCCGCCAUGAAAGCUGCUUACAAAGCUGCAUUUGGCAAGGAUCUGGAGAGUGCGCUGGAGAGUGAGACUAGCGGUGACUUUAAACGCGUUCUGGUUGGCCUUUGUGCUGGUGGCAGAGACGAAGGUACAGGCGUCGAGGAGGGGAAAGUACAGGAGGACGCCGAAGCCCUGAUGGAGGCUGCUAAGGGUCUAGGAACGGACGAGUCUGAGUUCCAGCGGAUCCUUGUGACGAGAAGCCCCCUUCACUUGAGGGCGGUAUUUAAAGCUUAUGAACAGAUUGCUGGAAAAACCAUCGAUGAUACCAUCAAUAGCGAGAUGGGAGGAAGUCUACGCAAGGCCUACUCGACAAUUGUUGGUUUCUUCCAACAUCCGAUGGAGUUCUUCGCUGAUCAGCUGAACAAGGCCAUGAAGGGUCUGGGCACAGACGAGGACCACCUGAUACGCAUCAUUGUAUCACGCUCAGAGAUCGAUCUUGGUGGUAUCAAGGCGGCUUACGCCCUCAAGUACGGCAAAGUUCUGGAGGGCGCUAUCGCAAGCGAAUGCGGUGGAGAUUUCAAGAAUGUCCUGGUCACAUUGACAUCAGCAACCGUAACCCCAGCAGCCAACUUCGACAAAGAUCAUGACACCCAAGCCCUGCGAAAAGCCAUGAAAGGCUUAGGCACAGACGAGCAGGCUAUUAUCGAUGUCCUCAGCAGUCGAAGCAAUGCACAGAGACAGGAGCUGAUAAUACAAUUCAAGAGCUCCUAUGGCAGAGAUUUAGUGAAAGACUUGAAGAGUGAACUCGGAGGACAUUUUGAGGAUGCUAUUCUGGCCCUGAUGGAGCGUCCUCAUGUGUACGAUGCCCAGUGUCUCAAGAAAGCAAUGAAGGGUCUGGGGACUGACGAGGACACGUUGAUUGAGAUCAUGUGUGCAAGGAACAACGCGGAAAUAAAGGCAAUAAAAGAGGCCUAUAAAAAAGAGUUUAAGGGUGACCUAGAGAAAGCUCUGGCUAGUGAGACCAGCGGAGACUUCAAACGUGUUCUGAUUGGCCUGUGCACGGCUGGGAGAGAUGAAACUGCGGCGGUAAAUAUUGAGAAAGUGCGAGAGGACGCGAUGGCUCUCCAAACGGCAGCCAAAGGAUUUGGCACGGACGAGUCUGAGUUCCAGCGCAUACUCGUGUCCAGGUCAAAGGAGCAUCUGAAGGCUCUCUUCGAUGAGUAUGAAAAGCUGACCGGGAAAGCCAUUGAGGCCACCAUUAAGAGCGAGAUGUCUGGAAAUCUGAAGACUGCCUAUCUAACCAUUGUUGCCUUUUUCCGGAGUCCGGUUCAGUUCUACGCUGAUCAGCUGCAGAAAGCUAUGAAAGGCGUGGGAACUGAUGAAAGACAACUGAUUCGCAUCAUCGUGUCCCGUUGCGAGGUGGAUCUGGGACACAUCAAGACCGCCUACACGGCCAAGCACGGCAAGUCGCUGGCCGAAGCCAUCAAAAGUGAAACGAGUGGAGACUUCCGUAAAAUCCUGAUCGCACUCGUUGGGUCACCGUAGAGGGGGCUACACUUUUACAAUGCUAGAGGGCGCUACGUUGGCAGGAACAACUGAUAUAAUAUUAUUAGAGCAUGUCUUUAGUUUAUAGGUAGGGUUUUUGUAUUAAACAAAACUCGGCGCUAGAUUAAAUGUAUCAAGAAGAAACAUUUUCUAACUUGAUUGGCAACUGUAGGGUAGUAUUUAGCAAGGGCACAUUGAGCUCUAAAUAGGAAUAUUGAAUAUGGGCAUUUAUCAUUUGGGACACGGUGUUUCACUGAUGGUUAAAAAGAAACCGAAAACUUUAACCUAUUUUUAUUAAUCAUGAAUUACAAAAGUGACGAAAACAGUGAAUUUGUAUAGCAAUAUUCAUUACUUUUAUUUCCACUUUCAUUUGCAGUUCGGUAAAUUUUGUGGAUUUCACAGGGUUUUCAGUAUUUGUUUUUAAUGAUUUGUCAGUUCCUGGAUAUUACAGUUACUAUAUCAUAGCCGUUGGACUACAUUGUAUAAUCGAUUAUUUUUUUAUACAUAUCCUAUUUUUUAUUACACCAUUUCAUUUUGUUAAUAUAAUUCUACACGUGCAAAUACGAGUCUUUCAUAGGUCCGAGAGUCUUUGCUAUCAAAGGGAAUUAAACAAGAAAUCAUCUUGAACUCAAUAGGAGUACAUUAUAAUCUAAUUUAGUGAAACAGAAAGGUUUAAAAUAUGCAUGGAGUAGGCAAAACUUAUACAAACCCAUACCAUCAUUUAAUAUUUAACAAAUAUUUUCAUUUUUCCGCAAAGCCUAUUUACGUUCAAGUUUAUACUUCCCAUAAACACCUAAAACGCCUGAACGUUGUCAAUCAAAAAUGACGUUUAUUAUCCUACUCCGAGAAAAAGGUCAACCAUUUUAUUGGAUUUCUAGGGAGUGUUUUGCAUAAUUACAUUUCUUUAUUUAAUACAUAAACGUAAUUACAUGAAAAUGGUGAAUUUUCUUCUACAAACUGUUUGUUUUAACUGUAAAGUUUUUAUUUGCAAUAUAAACUUACCUAGUUCUUAAAUCAUA